Talaromyces atroroseus is the source of this 1476-nucleotide messenger RNA. RefSeq lists its product as hypothetical. The transcript has 2 exons. The record is from RefSeq and is a predicted model, not a curated record. NCBI's taxonomy places the organism in Eukaryota, Fungi, Ascomycota, Eurotiomycetes, Eurotiales, Trichocomaceae. The coding region runs from base 1 to 1476 and encodes 491 amino acids.
AUGACUACUACCACUCCCGGAUCAGUCCCGGGGUUCGUUGGCCGCACCACUGGAACAACGCAAGAUCUAGAGGGCCUUUCAUUCCCGGUGGCCUGCCCACCAGAUAUCGGUCCCAAAACGCGCUUAGUCGCAGUCUGCGGAUGCACCGACGAAGAAGGUCAGGCUUCGCCGGAGAAGGAUGGAUGGUUUUUAAGCGAUUUCUAUCUUUUCCACCACCUGUUUUCUCGCACUGAGGGCCCAACACCAGCCCAGAUUUGGAUGACCUGCGAAGAGCCCGAAGACCUAGUGCAUAAAUACACAGAAUAUGCACACAGGGACCCAAAAGAGGAGCGAAAAGUCGUGCUAGAUAAGAGCAUGUUACCCAAGAUCCAACAAUCUGGGUCUUUACGCGUUGUCUCACGGCGUGACCUUCUAGAACGCUUUUUAAGUACUUUAAGAGAGCAAUCACGCGAAGCUCAGAACAAUAACGAGCACCUUUUAGUAAUGAUUCUUGGCCACGGAGAUGAUGAAACUUUUGGGGUAGCUCUUGGGGGAAACGAGCCGAAUCUCAGGAUGGAAGAUGUCAAGCGUGCGCUACAGCCCAACACGCCAACUGCUCUUUUCAUGACUUCUUGUUUCUCGGGUAGCUGGCUUGUCCAGCCAGAUACAAACAUAUCCAGGCACAUGAAUGUCAGUGGGAUGACAGGCGCGGGACCAGAAGCUCAGAGUACCUCUUGGCCACUUAGUGCCAGUCUAAGACGAGCACGUGGAAGCAGGAUUACAAGUGCGAUUCUGAGAUCCACCAUCGCCAUUGAAGAGUCUCAAGAAACAGAAGCAACCUCACAGAUUCGCCAAGACCCCACCUAUUGGGCAUUCUCAAACUCCAUUUAUGAUACCUAUCGGAGGCUGGACUCUUUCGCCGAAGAAACACAGAUUCAUUUCUCCGCCCAAGACGAUCAGUGGGAGCUCCACUUCAAACGCCGCAGUGGAAUGACGUUGUCACAAUUGAAGACACGCUGGGAGUCACUACGCUCCAUACCGCAAGGGGAUUAUGAAGCUCCACUUUCAAGUGGAUCUGGCACAGGCACGAUGCGUUUCGGAACGAUAAGAAAGCGCAGCAAAUUGAAAUAUCUCGCUCGAUUAUAUCUCUCUGCAAACCCUGGUUUAGACAACGAGGCCAACAAUAUCGCACUCCACAGCGGAUUAGGGGGCUAUCUUAGAGGCAAGAGCAAUUCCAGCGACAAGGAAGUUGAGAGAAUGUUAGAAGAGGUGAUAUGCCGACUUGAUUCUCUGAAGCAGGCCGAGGACCUUGUCGCAGUAAUGAUUCAGGAGAGAGUCAACAAGGCGGUGGAUUUUAAAAACGAAGAAUCGCGCAAUCUCACGGCACUGUUUGGUAGCCAAACAACGCGUGAUGCAGAGGUUGCCCGUCACCGCGAUAUUGUCCUCGAUAAAUUCAGGGCUCUGAAGGUCAAGGCGUCGGGAGUCUUCCGUGGCUAG